AGCGUCAGUCAGCGCCGCGAUCUCCGGCCGGCAGGGAUCCACGCGCGCAGACGCGGUUAAAUUUUUGAAAAUCGAACGCGUUUCAGAACUGUGCCUGAUACCGAAACACGUAUUCUUUUAAAACAUGAGAAUGCAGCAUUAUUCGGGUUAAAUCUUUCACGUAAGUGAUGUCGAGACGGGCAGGGCCGUGAUGUCGAGCGAUGAGGCCGUUUGUCAUCGCAGCCUGUCUUCUGCUCCUUGCGCCCAUCACUGACUCCUGGUGGGCGUCUGGAAGCGCUGUGAUCCUCGACCCGCGCAUGGUGUGCAAGAAGAAUCGGCGCACGCGCGGCCGCCUCGCGCAGAUCUGCCGCAACGAGACCGGGCUCGUCAAGGAGAUCACCAGGGGGGUCACCUUGGGGGCCACCGAGUGCGCCCACCAGUUCAGGAAUAGACGGUGGAACUGCACCACGCAGAGACGCAGCAUGAGGAAAAUACUCAUGAGAGACACACGGGAAACGGGGUUCGUGAACGCGAUCACAGCGGCCGGCGUGACGUACGCGAUCACGCGCGCGUGCACCGCCGGUUCGCUGCUUGAAUGCUCUUGUGAAAAGGGUGUACCGAAGCCACGUCGCGGCCGCGGGUCAGCCGUGACCCUGCCCCCUUCUGACGUGCCGACCGACCGCUGGCAGUGGGGCGGCUGCAGCGACAACGUCCGCUUCGGCCUGAAGAAGUCCAGGGAGUUCAUGGACAGCCGGUACCGAAAGCGGAGCGACAUCAAGACCCUGAUCAAGCUGCAUAAUCAUAACGCUGGGAGGUUGGCGAUCAAAAACAAUAUGAAAGUAGAAUGCAAGUGCCAUGGAUUAUCAGGUUCCUGCACGCUUCGAACCUGCUGGUUGCGAAUGCCAACCUUCAGACAAGUCGGCGACAAGUUGAGAGACAGAUUCGAAGGUGCUGCUAAGGUAAUAGCAAGCAACGACGGUGACAGCUUCAUGCCCGAGAGCCCAAGCAUCAAAAGGCCCGGGAAGAAAGACAUAAUUUACUCAGAAGAAUCCCCAGACUUCUGCAGUCUCAACAUGAAGACUGGCUCUCUGGGCACCCACGGGCGCCAAUGCAACAUCAGCUCAGCGGGCACAGACAGCUGCGACCAACUCUGCUGCAGACGCGGCUACAAGCAAACGACGGUCAAAGAGACUGAAAACUGCAACUGCCAAUUCAAAUGGUGUUGCGAAGUCUUAUGUGAAACGUGUUAUGUGAAACGAGACAUACAAACAUGCCUUUAAUGUGAUAAUGUAUUAAAUGUUUAAUAUUGAAACCACUCAUGAAA
Ostrinia nubilalis (European corn borer) is the source of this 1303-nucleotide messenger RNA. It is a transcript of the gene Wnt6, whose product is annotated as protein Wnt-6. The transcript has 6 exons. The record is from RefSeq and is a predicted model, not a curated record. The coding region runs from base 201 to 1259 and encodes 352 amino acids. Gene Ontology annotation, molecular function: frizzled binding; cytokine activity. Gene Ontology annotation, biological process: multicellular organism development; neuron differentiation; cell fate commitment. Gene Ontology annotation, cellular component: extracellular region. NCBI's taxonomy places the organism in Eukaryota, Metazoa, Arthropoda, Insecta, Lepidoptera, Crambidae.